Mytilus trossulus (common blue mussel) is the source of this 1303-nucleotide messenger RNA. RefSeq lists its product as uncharacterized. Gene Ontology annotation, cellular component: plasma membrane. The record is from RefSeq and is a predicted model, not a curated record. NCBI's taxonomy places the organism in Eukaryota, Metazoa, Mollusca, Bivalvia, Mytilida, Mytilidae. Gene Ontology annotation, biological process: adenylate cyclase-activating G protein-coupled receptor signaling pathway. The transcript is spliced from 2 exons. Gene Ontology annotation, molecular function: G protein-coupled receptor activity. Bases 246 to 1283 code for a protein of 345 amino acids.
GGAAACAAACCUAAGCCUAUAUACUUAUGAAAUUAUGUUUGUUAGGAAGUAUUCCAUGUACCAAGUUUAUUAGAAUAGUUAAUGUCCAGUAUUUAAGCACGUACUAUAAAUGUCAAUGUCAUUGUAAAAUCGGUCAGGGUGGUUUUUAUCAACUACGUUCUAAAAUUUCCAUGAUGGUGUGUGCGUGUUUGCAGUAUAUAUAGGAUAACUUACUGUAAAGUUUUAGAAAAACAUAUGUAUCAAAUAUGUCAUAUGUCAGUACAACUUACAAUAGUAAUAUUACAAUACUAUACAGACAAGAGGUUCGCCUUGUUGACGGUUACGAUUUACCUGUUUAUGGAAUAAGUGACGAUACUUUUUACAUAGUUCAUAUCCCAGCUAUAGCAUGUAUAUGUAUCAGUUUCAUAUGUGCAGUAGCAGUGAUUGGGUAUUCUUUUUAUCACCAAAACUGUUCUACGUUCUUCCAAUGGACUAAAAGUGAAAGAUUUGUUGUGUACAUGGCUCUAUGUGAUGCUUUGUUUAACAUUUCACAUUUUUGUGAUCACACACACAUUGUUGUUACAAAAUCUUUCCCAAUGCCGAAAUCUCUAUGUGCAUUCUACGGAUUCAUAUUAGCAGAAUUUGUAACAGCUCAAAACUUAAUGGUCAAUAUUGUUGCAAUAAAUGUGUUUGUAUUAAUAUAUUUUCGAAAACAGAUAGACUUCGGUCGAUGGGAUUAUCGACUUUUGGUAUAUGUUUUCGGUGUUCCUGCAGUAGGAGCAACGAUUGCAGCUACGCUAGGAAAAUUUUGUCCGAGUGGAGCAUUUUGUUACAUCGACGCAGUUAAAGGACAAAUGACAUAUAUUUUCUUCACGACAGUACCUUUACUACUCAUAUUAGUGAGUAAUACAGUCAUGUAUAUAGUCAGUUGGUUUCGAAUAUAUACAGAAACACGUGAAAUCAAAAGCUCGCUUGGAAAAUCAUCAAGAGCUAUACGAGCAUCACAUAAAGCUGCAAAAACAAUGUCGUUGUUUGUGACUGCAUUCUUUGUCCAAUGGUGGGCUCUUGCUGUUUAUGGCUUAUUGCAACUGAUAGGAAGCGUACCAGCAAUUAUGGUAAAUCUUACCACAACAUUUUCAAACAUUGGAGGUCUUCUAAAUGGAAUUGUGUUUAUAACUAUAAUACGAAGGAAAAGAGAGAAAUCAGAAGAGAAAGGAUCAAGCGAUAAAGCAGGAUCCGGCGGUACGACUAGUUCACAUAUCAAUUCUAAGGUUCACUCGACAAAUACACAAAGUGCUGUUUGAAUUGUUGAAUUCUGAUAUAU